Juglans regia (Persian walnut) is the source of this 1002-nucleotide messenger RNA. Its product is annotated as protein FAR1-RELATED SEQUENCE 5-like. The coding region runs from base 1 to 1002 and encodes 333 amino acids. Gene Ontology annotation, molecular function: zinc ion binding. NCBI's taxonomy places the organism in Eukaryota, Viridiplantae, Streptophyta, Magnoliopsida, Fagales, Juglandaceae. The transcript has a single exon. The record is from RefSeq and is a predicted model, not a curated record. Gene Ontology annotation, biological process: regulation of DNA-templated transcription.
AUGCCAUUUGCUCCGUUUGUUGGUGUUAACCACCAUGGACAGUCAAUACUGCUGGGAGCAGGUUUGAUAUCAAGUGAAAAUACUGAAACAUUUGUUUGGUUAUUUGACACUUGGUUGAAAUGUAUGGAUGAGAGGGCGCCAAAAGCUAUUAUCACUGAUCAAGACAGGGCCAUGAAAAAUGCUAUUGCAAUAGUCUUUCCAAAUACCCGACAUAGAUACUGUUUGUGGCACAUAAUGAGAAAACUACCAGAGAAGUUGGGCUCACAUGCUGAAUUUAAGUGUGGGUUGAAAAGUGCAUUGCAGAGAUGUGUUUAUGAUUCUCAAACUUCUGACGAGUUCGAGAAGUCUUGGGAGGUGUUUAUUGACACUUACAAUUUGAUGAAAAAUGCAUGGCUUCAAAGUCUCUAUAGUGAGCGAAUGUAUUGGGUUCCCGUAUACCUGAAAAAUACAUUUUGGGCUGGGAUGAGCACAACUCAGAGGAGUGAGAGCAUGAAUGCCUUUUGUGAUGGAUAUGUACAUUCAGGGACUACGUUGAAAGAAUUCGUUGAUCAAUUCGACAAUGCACUAAGGAAGAAAGUAGAGAAUGAGAUGGCAGCGGAUUUCCACUCAUUCAAUUGCACAGUCCCUUGUAUAUCUCAUUUACCCGUGGAGAAAAAAUUCCAAGCUGUGUACACGAAUUCUAAAUUUAAAAAAGUGCAGUCAGAAGUAAUGGGGAUUAUCUACUCUCAUUGUGUUGUCAUAAAAACAGAAGGGGCAAUUACCACGUAUCAAGUUAAUGACCAAAGGGUAGUUGAAGACGGCAUCAAGAAGUCAACUUUGCAGGCGUACUUUAAUGAAGAUGAGUGUGAGGUGAAGUGCGUGUGUGGACUAUUUGAGAUGAGAGGGAUUAUAUGUAGGCACAUUCUUUCAAUUUUUGCCGCAAGGGAUGUCCAAGUGUUGCCGGAAAAGUACAUUAUGGAGAGGUGGAGGAAGGACAUUAAACGUAGAUAUGGUCUCAUUUGA